AUGUCAAAUCAACAAACUAAAACUUGUGUAGGAUGUCAUUCUAUUCGAAACAAAAUUACUGAAACUGUGUAUAAUUCUCUAGUUUCAUUAAAUAAUACAAAUGAAUUUUAUGAAAGCGAAAAUAAAGGAUUGAAUAUAACUUUUCAUGUUGAAUUAUCAUCAUUAUAUAAUACUAUUCUGGAGAAUAAUGAAUCACAAAAAGAAAAUAUAGAAUUUGAAAUUGGCCAUCAUAUUGCUUCUCUUGUCUCUGAUGGAGAUGCAAAACAUCCGGAAUCAAAUAAACAGCGAGAUACUCUUCCUUUUCUAGAAAGAUAUGACUGCAAGGGAAUAAUAAAUAUAGAAAUUUUAUCAAAUUUAGAUAUAGUUAAAGUCAAGUACUCUCAUGAGAUAUUACAUCCAAGACCAAGACAUGUCUCAACAACAUCUAAAAUAAAAAAAUUUAUUCAAGAUAAAGUUGAUUUUAAUGUUCCUGAAAUUUGGCGCCAAAUUCAAGUUAAUCAUAUUAAUGGAUAUAAAAAUUUUAGCAUUCAGCAAGCUUAUUACUGGUGGUCUAUAGAAUCUCACAAAAUAUAUUUUCGAGAUUCUAAUCCUUUAUUAUCUGCUAAACGUUUAUUAGAAGAAUAUAAUCAGGAAAUUAUCGUAGACAAUCUUGAUUCCUCGACACCUACUCUAGGAUUUUUAACUUUAUUGUUUGGUCGACUAUUUAAUAAUAAAUUCGAUGCAAUUGCUAUUGAUGCAACUUAUGGUACUAAUAAUUUGGGAUGUGAAUUAUAUUCACUUUUGGGUAUAAUCGAUGGUGCCGGGUUUCCACUUAGUUACCUUUUUGUUUCAGCAGGAAAAAAUCAUAAUAUGACUUAUAUUCUUUUUCAAUGGAUGCAAGCUAUAAAAGAAAAAGGUUUACAAUCUUUUUCUUUUAUACUUACUGACAAGGAUUAUAGUGAAAUUAAUGCAGCACAAGCUGUUUGGCCUGAAGCUCAUUUACAGCUAUGUGUUUGGCAUGUUCAGCGAGCAAUAAAACAACAAUUGGCAUCUACAAAAACAAGUACAUAUUAUAGUUAUAAUCUAAGACAUGCACAUCAAGAAUUAAUCAAACUUGUUGAAGAUCAUUCAAAACGCCAUAUGUUAUUACCAAAACUUGAUGGAACUUUUAUUACAAAUGCAGACGAAAUCUGGAAGGAAUGUGUUA
Molecule: messenger RNA, 1186 nt
Organism: Scutellospora calospora
Lineage: Eukaryota; Fungi; Glomeromycota; Glomeromycetes; Diversisporales; Gigasporaceae
Source: the annotation of a GenBank genome assembly